AUGGGAGUACCGAACCCCAAUCUUGACGCUCUCGAGGAGCAGCGCCUCGCGCUCGAAGAAAACAUCCUCCAACUUCAAAAAUCGCUCUACCACUGGCGAACCUGGGAAGCAGAAUACGAUGGACUCCGCGAGGAGAUCAGCAACCUAGAAGACGAUGCCACCAAAGACGAAUUUCUUGCCGUGGCUCUGGAAUUUGGCGGCACACUAGUGGAUCAGAAGGAAAUGCAGACAAUACUUGGUUCGAAAGGCGUGAUGCGGUCUCGCGGGCAAGUGGUUGAUCUUCUCGGAAGACGCAUCGACUACGUGCAGCAGAACGUUGCGACUAUGGAGAAGAGGAUCCUGAAGGCCCAAAAUGAGCUGGACGCUCUGGUCCUGGAUGAUCAGCCGCCGCUGCAGGAUGGGGCGGAAUUCCCGAUGCAGGAAAUCAUGGAGGAGCUUGAUGAGGAGGGAAACAUUGUCUCGAGCAAGAUCAACACGCCUGGUAAUGACGCUUCGGAAUUGCUAGAUGUGCUGAAGAAGGCUGGUGUCAACGACAUCCCGGAGACGAGUGCGCCGGAGAAUACUGCUGCAAUUCUCGCCGAUGUUGAACGUGAAGGCGCGGUGGGUGAGCCGGUCAACUCGGAUGCUGUAGAUCAGCAAAAUUGUUUGUUGAAUGGCGACAAUGCAACCACAGAGCUAAAUGGCCCGUCUUUGAAAUUCUCUCAGCCCCAGUCUGUGGUAACUGCCGAAGAUCGCAUGCAGCCACCUGUGACGGAUGUGAAUGAAUCCGCGGAAGAAGCAAGACUUCGCCGGGAAAUGCUCGAUUAUGGAAUCAACGAGGUAGGGGCUAUUGUGGCAGAGUUAGAAAUGGAUGAGUCCGGAAGUGAAAUUUCCUUUGACGAGGACUACGAUUACGACUACGACGAGGAGGAAAACGAAGACGAACAUGGCCGCUCUCACACCCACCUUACGGCGGAAUACCACCAGCAGAUGAUGGAGUUGGAAGCCAAGCUCAAUGCCCGAGGUCUGAUGAACAUGGGCAAGGAUACUACGACGUUCCCCGAGGAAGUGCAGCAAGAGAUUGCGGAACCUGCUAAAGUUGAAACUCUCACCACAGAGAAGAAGCCUAAGAAACGGGUAGCGUUCGCCGAUGCACUUGAUAUAGCACCAGCUCCCGCGCCCCCGAUCACUACCCAGAAGGCUCAUGCCCCACAGGCCGAGCCCCAGGUGCUCGCUGAUUCCAUUGUCGAACGGAGCAGCCGUGCCCCAGAGUCCCCCACAGCCACCCCCGCUGUUCCCAAGAAGACUUCCCGGUUCAAAAGUGCUCGAGCCGCUACUCCAGGUAGUACCGCUAGUGAAUAUGUUGCUCCCCGGGCAACAAUCGCCAUUCCAUCAAUCGUCACCGAAUCCCGCCUUCGCAAACAAGCCAACACUGCUCCAUCUGUGGUGCCGCCUGUGCUCUUCCCCGCGACGCCAACAGAGCCCAAACCCUUCUCCGUGCCGAUCUCUGACAUCGUUGAGAAACCUUCUGCGCCUCAAUUUCCACAUGAUCGAACUCUGGCUGAAAAGGUCUUUGAGCGACAGAUCAAAACAGGGACUGCAGUGGCUCCUGAAUUGGACCACUACGAUGAAGAGCUUCAUCAGAAGCAGAUUGCAUCGGAGUUCUUCAAUAUGCAAAGACGCCUGAACGGCACAUCUAAAGAUGGCGAGGAACAGGAUCUGCUCCCUCCUGAGGAAGCUGAACCCAAACGAGUGAGCAAGUUCAAAGCUUCACGAAUGGGAUAG
Penicillium digitatum Pd1 is the source of this 1764-nucleotide messenger RNA. RefSeq names its product prefoldin-like protein. The record is from RefSeq and is a predicted model, not a curated record. Gene Ontology annotation, molecular function: transcription corepressor activity; chromatin binding; phosphatase inhibitor activity. Gene Ontology annotation, biological process: negative regulation of phosphatase activity; negative regulation of transcription by RNA polymerase II. NCBI's taxonomy places the organism in Eukaryota, Fungi, Ascomycota, Eurotiomycetes, Eurotiales, Aspergillaceae.